This is a messenger RNA of Acanthaster planci (crown-of-thorns starfish), 729 nucleotides long. Its product is annotated as serine/arginine-rich splicing factor 7-like. The record is from RefSeq and is a predicted model, not a curated record. NCBI's taxonomy places the organism in Eukaryota, Metazoa, Echinodermata, Asteroidea, Valvatida, Acanthasteridae. Gene Ontology annotation, molecular function: RNA binding; zinc ion binding.
UGUAGUUACUGGAAACUCAACCAGAGAUUGAAGUGUUUCGAAACAUCUGAUAAAAAGGGUAUCAACAGUAUGGGAAAAUACAGCAGUGACGAGGAGAACAGCGACGACGGAGAGCGGACUCGUGUCUACAUCGGCGAGAUCAACUCUGAGAUCUCCCGAACCGACCUGGAGAAGGCCUUCAAGAAGUUUGGCCCACUCUUUGAGGUGUGGCUGGCGCGCUACCCACCGCUGUUUGCCUUCGUCGUCUUCCAGAGGAAGAAGGAUGCAGAGGACGCCGUCCGGGAAAUGAAUGGAGAGACGAUGCGCGGUGCCCGGUUGCAGGUCAACCUCGCUCGUCCCCGCAACCGCAGCCGUGGGGGGUUUAGCAGGUCCACCUUCCGCGACCCGGACAUCCGCUGCUACCAGUGCCAAGAGCGGGGCCACAUCGCCCGGCACUGCACGCGCUUCACGUCAGGCUACCGUCGGCACUUCAGCAGGUCACGUUCCCGAUCCCGUUCACCACGUCGCCGGAGUCGCCGCAGCAGCAGUGGGGAAAGAACUAGAAAGCGGAGCCAAUCGCAUUCUCGAAGCCGUAGCCGUGACAGAGAACGCCGAAGGAGCCGCACCGAACAGGGAGCAUCUUAGUCCAGAUAGCGAGACAGGAUCGGUCUCCCAUCGCGUCAACCUCACUGAAAGAAACAUCCUUUUGGCCCGGGGAUACUUCAUAGAACAGCUCCAUCGCCAAGAUAU